This is a messenger RNA of Symbiodinium sp. CCMP2592, 941 nucleotides long. Lineage: Eukaryota; Dinophyceae; Suessiales; Symbiodiniaceae. The record is from the annotation of a GenBank genome assembly.
AUGGAAGACGCAUCCGACGACAUCCCGGACACGAAGGUCGGCCAGUGGCCAAAGUGGACAGCAACGGGCGCACCGACGCAAAAAGGCACUGCCUUGAGGGUUGAAAAGAACGCUUGGGAGACGCAGAGACUGUGCAUUAAUCAGUCUGCAGGCUCCCGCGCCGAGACCACCGAAGCCAACAAAGUGGACGGCCGAGGACGAUUCCGCACUCGAAGACGCUUUCCAAAUGGCAGAGGCGCGGCACGCAGCCUAAUUCAGCCGCGCAGCUCCUCGAUCAAUGCGGCUGCAGGCGGAAAGGGUCACCGCAAAAGCUUUGUCGGAGCAAUCCGAUUCAGAUGCCGCGGUGGGCCCUCCUCAUGGACAUCGCGGCGCUGCAGCACGACGGGGCGGCCGAAAGAACAACCGCCACCGCGACUGCAAGCGACAACAACCAUCCAGCAACGCUUGCAAGAAGCACCGCUGGACGACUUCGUGCAGAACCGACUGCGCGACGAGGAGGAGCACUUUCGGGGCAUGCUGACCAUGAAGAAGAUGACGGGCGACGGCAACUGCAUCUUCCACGCGCUCGCGGAGAAAAGCGGCGAGAACGGGGUCCACCUGCGCUCCCAGAUCAUCCAGUACCUGAAGGAGAACGCGGCGUCCCAAGAGCACGAAGAGCAAGUGGAAGCCUGGUUGGAGGAAGCCGAACACCUCGAAAGCAACCCGAGUAACUGGGGCGGCGACACGGCCAUCGUCGCCUUCACCCUCAUGAGACAGCAGCAAGCGUUCCUGCACUGCCGGGCGUCGGACGGCGAGAUCUGCACGAGCGAGCGCACGCAUGUGGAAGUGCGCGAAGAGGCCCGACGGCACCCCCACGCAGUACCGAACGUCUAUUAUCACGCAAUCCACCUCUGGUUCAACGGGAAGGACCACUACGAUGUGCUCGUGCCCAUUGACCAGAC